CCUUCACACCUUCUUCCAAUUUCUCAAUCCAUAUAUAUUUCUGCAACCGCCGUUUCUUCUCUUUUGUUUUCCCUACCCAAUUCUGGAUACCUCUCUUUUUCGCUUGCUUCUCUUCUUUUGGGACAGGUUUUGGACACCAACUGAUGCAGGUGGCACCAACAGGUGGAGUCGCUUAGAAGAUGUAUAAAGAAAAUGGUGUAGUUCAUGAUGAUGAUGAUAUGCAUGACAUAGAGAGUGAAGGUUUUCUAUAUUCAAAGGAGGUAGUGGAAAGGCAUGAAUCAGUGUUUUCCGAAAGGAAUGUGACAUACUCAGAACCACUUCUACUGAAGAGGAGGAACACCACUUCCCAGGCUGCUAUCAUUGGUGCCAACCUCUGCCCUGUUGAAAGCCUUGAUUACGAGAUUUUUGAGAAUGAGGUUUUUAAGCAAGACUGGAGGUCUAGAAAGAAGGUACAGAUAUUCCAGUAUCUGAUACUUAAGUGGGGAUUUGCUCUUCUUAUUGGAUUAGGUACUGGAAUUAUUGGCCUCUUCAAUAGUAUUUCAGUUGAGAAUAUAGCAGGUUUCAAGCUGCUUAGGACUACCAGUCUCAUAUCUGAACACAGAUAUCUUGAAGCUUUUGUUGUAUAUGCCGGUAUCAAUGUGGUUUUAGCAGCAGCCGCCGGUGCACUUUGUGCUUUUAUUUCCCCAGCAGCAGCAGGCUCUGGUAUCCCAGAGGUAAAAGCAUAUCUGAAUGGUGUGGAUUCACACUCUAUACUGGCUCCGAGCACUCUUUUUGUAAAGAUUAUUGGUUCUAUCCUGGGAGUUUCUUCUGGAUUUGUGGUAGGCAAAGAAGGACCUAUGGUACAUACAGGUGCAUGCUUAGCUUCUUUGUUGGGGCAGGGUGGAUCUCGCAAGUAUGGCUUGACUUGGUCUUGGCUUAGAUAUUUCAAAAAUGACCGUGAUCGGCGAGACCUGAUAACUUGUGGUGCGGCUGCUGGUGUUGCUGCUGCCUUUCGUGCUCCAGUAGGUGGUGUCCUCUUUGCCCUUGAAGAGGCAGCUUCAUGGUGGCGGAGUGCUCUUCUCUGGAGAACAUUUUUCACAACAGCAGUGGUUGCUAUUUUUUUCAGAGUUGCAAUUCAGUUUUGCUCCACAGGGAAAUGCGGGUUAUUUGGGGAAGGUGGUCUGAUACUUUAUGAUGUCAAUUCAUUCACGGGAACAUAUAGCGCCAGUGACUUAGUAGCAACCAUACUAUUGGGAAUCAUUGGAGGCCUUCUUGGAAGUUUGUAUAACUACCUUGUUGAUAAGGUUGUUCGUACAUAUAGCAUCAUCAAUGAAAAAGGUGCAGCGUUCAAAAUCAUGCUUGUUGUUGCAAUUUCUCUUUUGACAUCAUGUUGUUAUUAUUUCCUACCAUGGAUUUCAACCUGUGCACCCUGCCCAACUGAUAAAACAGAAAUCUGUCCCUCGGUCAAUGAGUCUGGAGAAUACAAAAGGUUUCAGUGCAAACCAGGCUACUACAAUGAUCUUGCUUCACUCUUUCUAAACACCAAUGAUGAUGCUAUUCGUAAUCUCUACAGCUCGAGGUUAACCAAGGAGUUUCAUAUUUCCAGCUUGGGCAUCUACUUUGCCACUAUCUACUCUCUUGGGAUAAUCACUUAUGGCAUUGCUAUUCCAUCCGGGCUUUUCAUUCCAGUUAUCCUUGCCGGCGCUGCGUAUGGCCGGUUUAUAGGGACACUAUUCAAACCGAUCGCCACUCUUGACACAGGACUCUUUGCUCUCCUUGGAUCUGCAUCCCUCCUUGGUGGCACCAUGAGAAUGACAGUCUCAAUUUGUGUCAUAUUGCUUGAACUCACAAAUGAUCUCUUGUUACUCCCACUUGUGAUGGUAGUAUUACUAAUCUCAAAAACUGUGGGUGAUUCCUUCAACAAGGGUGUCUAUGACCAAAUACUGAAGAUCAAAGGGAUUCCUUAUUUGGAGGCUCAUGCAGAACCUUACAUGCAGAAUUUGGUUGCACGUGACGUCGUCUCUGGCCUACUAAUCACCUUUUCAGGUAUAGAAAAGGUGGGAAAUAUACUGCAUGCUCUGGAAAAUACAGGGCACAAUGGUUUUCCUGUCAUCAAUGAACCACCUUUCACGGAUAUACCAGAGCUCUGUGGACUUGUGCUGAGGUCCCAUUUGCUAGUGUUGCUGAAGGCAAAGAUUUUUUCGAAGGAAAGGGUGCUUGUGAGCCAUGACACCUUCCAAAGAAUUUCUGCAUUGGAUUUCGGAAAGCCAGGACUAGGGAAGGGUGUAAAACUAGAGGAUCUAGAUAUCAAGGAGGAAGAGCAGGAUAUGUAUGUGGACUUGCAUCCUAUCAGUAAUGCAUCACCAUACACAGUGCUUGAGACAAUGUCACUUGCCAAAGCUGCUGUUCUUUUCCGCACACUCGGACUCAGGCACAUGUGUCUUGUUCCGAAGAGCCAACUGAGACCACCAGUUGUUGGGAUUCUAACUCGCCAUGAUUUUAUGCCGGAGCAUGUUUUGGGACUUCAUUCUAACAUGAAUCCUCAUUAAGGGACGGAAUGACCCCAGUGAAAUGAGGUUCUCGCUUUUACAUUAAGCUGCUGUAGACAUUAUUAGAUCAUUAACUUAAGUUGGUAAAUUUGGAUCAAUUUUAGCAAAUAUGUUAAUAUUAAAUAAAUUUCUC
Molecule: messenger RNA, 2661 nt
Organism: Arachis stenosperma
Lineage: Eukaryota; Viridiplantae; Streptophyta; Magnoliopsida; Fabales; Fabaceae
Product: chloride channel protein CLC-c-like
Exons: 8
Coding region: 180-2528 (782 amino acids)
Biological process (GO): chloride transport; transmembrane transport
Cellular component (GO): plant-type vacuole membrane; intracellular membrane-bounded organelle
Molecular function (GO): voltage-gated chloride channel activity
Source: RefSeq, a predicted model, not a curated record